AUGGUUUAUCCAAUACUGGAACCUAUACCAAAAAAACACUCAAACGGGCAGAAUGGACUGGACAACCCUGCUAAAAGGCAUGGAAAUGAUAUAGAAUGUGUUAAAUCAGCCAACGAUUCGCUAUUUGAGUCAGAUCAUCCAUAUGAAAAUCUCAAAAUACACAGAAAGAGAUGUUUGGAUGAUACUAAUUCGGUUAAUUCAGAAGAGGACAAUUCAAUACCCUUUAACGAUAAUUAUAUUUCUACUGCUUCAAAUAUUACACACAUGGAAAUUUCGAAUGCAUCAGAUAACUCAGAUGAUAUCCGUACACACAAAACUACACAUUCACAACAAAAUUUGAACAAUGAAAAUCAUAAUAACACAACAUGUGAUGAGAUACUAACGAAUGAUACAUGUGUAGAUGCAUCAAGCGUUAGUAUAGAAACUAACUUGAAGGCGAAGUCUACUCUCAAUUCAUCUAAAUCUGUAGAGCCAAAAGUUGAAGUAAAGCGGGAAAUAAAAAAUGAAAAGACAGAUAGUGCUAAAGAAUCAGUACCCAAACGCAUUAAGACUGAGAAAAAAACGGAUAGGAACAUUGAAGACAUAAUAGAACCCAUAAAUCGUUGGUGGGAGGGAAUGGAUUCGGACUAUAAAUAUAACCAGAUUGAAAAACCAACAGAAUAUUGGACAUAUAUGGAACAUAACGGGAUGAUUUUUACACCUGAGUACGUCCCACAUUCCGUUCCGAUCACAUUCAAGGGAGAAGAAAUGGUUCUACCCCCUGAGAUUGAAGAGAUUGCUACAAUGUGGGCUCAAUCCAUAGGAACCAAUUAUGAAACAAGCGAAAUUUAUUGCAAGAAUUUCUGGAACGUAUUCACUAGCAAGUUUGAAAAAUCCCAUCCUAUACGUAAGAGCAGCUCAAAACUUAAGGAUUGCGACUUCUCCAAAAUCAAAGAGCACUUGGAAAAUGAAAAACAAAAAAAGAAGGACAAUAAGGAGUUUUAUCAAGCAAAAGCCGCUGAAACAGCCAAACUAGAACAUAAAUUUAAUUACGCACUCGUAGAUUGGAUUAGGGAAAAGGUGAGUUCUAAUAAAUUAGAACCACCGGGCUUAUUUAAAGGAAGGGGAUUACAUCCCAAGCAGGGUUUGUUAAAAUGUCGUAUGUUUCCAUAUGAUGUUAUUCUCAACCUUUCUAAAGAUGCUCCUGUACCAAAAGUUUCAAAUUUUCAAAGGGAUGGGCACUGUUGGAAGGAUAUUUAUCAUGAUAAUUCUGUCACAUGGCUUGCGUACUAUAGAGAUAGUAUUAACGAUCAAUUUAAAUAUAUGUAUCUUGCUGCUCAGUCAAAGUUUAAAGGGCUACAUGAUCUCCUUAAGUAUAACAAGGCAAGGGAUCUGAAGAACUAUAUUGAAAAGAUUCGUGAAGAUUACCAUGCGAAGAUGUUAUCCUUAGAUAUGUUUGAGAGACAGAUCGGUACAGCAACUUAUCUAAUUGAUUUCUUGGCUCUGAGAGUCGGGGGAGAGAAAGAUGCAGAUGAGGCAGACACAGUCGGAUGUUGUAGUCUUCGUGUAGAACAUAUAAAAUUUAACGAUAAAAAACCUAAUGUAAUAACUUUAGACUUUUUGGGAAAAGAUUCCAUACGUUAUUUCAAUACGGUGACGCUAAAUGAUGUAGCUUAUAAUAAUAUGGUCAAGUUCUGCUAUAGAAAAAAACCGAAUGCGGAAAUUUUUAAUCUUAUAAAUACUACAAAACUCAACGACUAUUUAAAGGAGAUGAUGGAUGGCUUAUCUGCAAAAGUUUUCAGAACUUACAAUGCAUCUAUAACGUUGCAAAAUCAAUUUAAGCGCUUAAAGGGAAAAAAGAAGCAAAACACCGAUUCUUCUGGCGAUGUGAGCACGGAUUCAUCUACUAAACCCAUAAGUGUUGAUAUAUGUAAUGUUUCAGAGCUUCUCCAGUUUUAUAAUUUCGCUAAUAGAGAGGUUGCGAUACUUUGCAACCAUCAAAGGAGUAUUCCAAAGCAACAUGAAAAUUCCAUGUCAAAAUUAAAAGUACAAGCGGAUAUGCUCAAAGAGGAUAUUGAAGAACUCAACCAGUACAUUAAACACCUGGAAUCUGGGUCCAAAACAGAGUUUCAGUUUGAAUCAAAGACACUAGAUGUAAAUGGCAAUCCAAGAAAACGUAUAACAAAGUCGGGUAUGAAGCUUGAAGCCUGUAAAAACCGACUUCAAACCGUAAAGAAACGCCAAAAGGAUCACUCGAUAAAAAUGAGAAUAAAGGAUAGCAAUAAAACUGUAGCCCUGGGAACUUCCAAAAUAAAUUAUAUGGAUCCACGAAUAACCGUCGCAUUUUGCAAAAAGUACGAAAUACCUAUAGAGAAAGUAUUCAAUAAGAGUUUACGGAUGAAAUUCCCUUGGGCAAUGUUUGUUAAGUCAGAUUUUCUGUUCUAA
Molecule: messenger RNA, 2424 nt
Organism: Theileria equi strain WA
Lineage: Eukaryota; Apicomplexa; Aconoidasida; Piroplasmida; Theileriidae
Product: DNA topoisomerase type I, putative
Exons: 2
Coding region: 1-2424 (807 amino acids)
Biological process (GO): DNA replication; chromosome segregation; DNA topological change
Cellular component (GO): chromosome; nucleolus
Molecular function (GO): DNA binding; DNA topoisomerase type I (single strand cut, ATP-independent) activity
Source: RefSeq, a predicted model, not a curated record